Molecule: messenger RNA, 2049 nt
Organism: Chaetomium strumarium
Lineage: Eukaryota; Fungi; Ascomycota; Sordariomycetes; Sordariales; Chaetomiaceae
Exons: 3
Coding region: 103-1902 (599 amino acids)
Source: RefSeq, a predicted model, not a curated record
UGUCUCUCGCUGGUCACAAUGGAGACUCUCGACCUCGUCGUUAUUGGAGCAGGCGGGUAGUCACUCUUCCAGCAUGGUGAGAUCUCAUCGCUAACCCGAUCCAUGGCAGGCUUCUUCGGCCUUGCUGUCGCAAAGACGUUCCAUCAGCUGAAUCCGGACAAGACCUUGGCCAUUCUGGACGCCGGCUCAACUCUGGGGGGCGUCUGGGCGAAGGAACGGCUGUAUCCGGGACUCAGGACCAACAACAUGCUGGGCACCUUUGAGUAUCCCGACUUCCCUAUGGACAGCGACACCUUCGGCGUCAAGCCCGGCGAGCACAUGUCCGGCGAGGUGAUGUACGCAUACCUCACCAAGUACGCCGAGAAGUUUGGCAUCCUCGACAAGAUCCGCUGCCAUUGCGCGAUUCUCACAGCCGAGCACCUAGGCGGCGCCGACGCGAGCUGGAUGUUGAGCGUUCGGAAUGGCGACAAGGAGCAGGCGAUCUUUGCGCGCAAACUCGUUGUGGCGACCGGUCUCACCUCGGAGCCUUUCUUACCGCACAUCGAAGGCCAGGAAGAAUUCGGGGUGCCCCUUUUCCAUAGCCGAGACUUUGUCAAGUACGCAGACACCCUGGACUCGGCCAAGUCCGUGACGGUGUUUGGCGGGACAAAGUCGGGCUGGGAUGUCGCGUACGCGUACGCUACCAGAGGCAUCAAGGUCAACUGGGUGAUUCGAGAGAGCGGCCAUGGCCCGGCAUGGAUGGCCCCGCCAUACGUCACACCGUUGAAGAAGUGGCUGGAGAAGCUUGUCCACACGCGCAUCUUGACGUGGUUCAGCCCGUGCAUCUGGGGGGAUGCUGACGGGUAUGCCGGCAUCCGCCGCUUCUACCACGGUUCAGCCAUUGGGCGUGUCAUCACAAAUACCUUCUGGUCCAUCCUUGGCGGUGACGUUAUCACACUGAACAAGUACGACUCCCAUCCGGAGCUCAAGAAGCUCAAGCCGUGGAGCCAACCCAUGUUCACCGCAUCUUCCUUCUCCAUCCUCAACUACCCAAACAACUUCUUCGAUCUGGUGCGCAACGGCAGCAUCAAGGUGCACAUCGCCGACAUCACUGGCCUAUCAGCCCGGACGGUGCAUCUUUCCGACGGUACACAGCUUGCCACAGACGCGUUCUGCUGUGUCACCGGCUGGAAGCACGUACCACCCGUCAAGUUCCUUCCCGAGGGCAUCGACAAGGAGCUCGGCCUGCCCCACGCGCCCAGCGAAACCGACUUCUUCACCCCGGAGGCCGUCAAGAACGCCGACGAGGAGAUCUUGUCGCGCUUCCCUCGCCUCAAAGACCAGCCCGUGCAGAACAAGAAGAUGCGCGACCUGCUCGACACCAAGUCGCUGACCACGACCGACGCCAUCAACCCGUCCACCCCGCUCACCCCCUGGACCCUGUACCGCUUCAUGGUGCCGCCCUCCGCGCGCUUCCUCACCCGUUCGCGCGACAUCGCCUUCGCCGGCAUCCUCCUCAACUUCUCCACCGCGAUAGUCGCCCACGCCCAGGCCAUCUGGAUCAACGCCUUCUUCGCCGACGAGCUCCCGGCCUCGGUCCUCCCGCCGCUCAGCCACAACGGCUCCCCAGAAACGCAGAAGAACACGAAGAGCGUCCAAGAGAUCAGACGCGAGACCCUCCUCCACGCCCGCUUCGGCAAGUGGCGCUACCCGGCCGGCCACGGCGCCCAGUUCCCGGAUUUUGUCUUUGAUGCCGUGCCGUACAUCGAUCUGCUGGUCGGCGAUCUGGGGCUGAAGGUGCACCGGAAGGGCGGGUGGCUGGCUGAGAUGACGGAGCCGUAUGGCCCGGAGGACUAUAGGGACUUGGUUGGGGAGUUUGCUGAGAGCGUGCGGGCAAGCGCUGGUUCAGGUAGGGAUGAUUGAUUGAUUUGGUUUACGUCUUUUGGUAUACCGUAGUAUAUCCGGCGGACUUUCACCGGUUGGGUGGGUGGGGUGGCUGUUUGGAUUGACCUUCGUCUGGUGAUUGGAUACCUGGUGUUGCGGCAGUCGUGCUUGGAGGUUUAUUGCUGC